AUGCCGCCUUCGCCGACUUCGGUGGGCAUCCUGCGUAGCGCCGAUGAAUGUCCAACGUGGACAGUGCGAGUAGAGCGGCUCGAGCCACACGCAACAGGCAAACGCACGCCCAUAAACCUCCGCAGCACUGGUCGUGCUGUCGAGCAGUAUCACCCCACGACGACGCCCAAGAUUUGGAUUUGGAAGUCUGGUCUGUCCCCAUAG
Phytophthora nicotianae INRA-310 is the source of this 204-nucleotide messenger RNA. RefSeq lists its product as hypothetical. Lineage: Eukaryota; Oomycota; Peronosporomycetes; Peronosporales; Peronosporaceae. The record is from RefSeq and is a predicted model, not a curated record. Bases 1 to 204 code for a protein of 67 amino acids. The transcript has a single exon.